Perkinsus marinus ATCC 50983 is the source of this 1710-nucleotide messenger RNA. RefSeq lists its product as hypothetical. NCBI's taxonomy places the organism in Eukaryota, Perkinsozoa, Perkinsida, Perkinsidae. Bases 31 to 1710 code for a protein of 559 amino acids. The transcript has 13 exons. The record is from RefSeq and is a predicted model, not a curated record.
CAUUUUCAUUCUUCAAUCGAUUAACCACAUAUGAGUUCAAAUGCGAUGCGCCAAAGUAAAUACCUCUUGGGAGAAGCGAUGAAACUGUCUGCUCAAAAAACAACGACGGUGACAGCGGCUAAUGCCAGUGGGAAGAAAUUCGGUCAGGGAAAGCGUUUCGCAGCACUUGUCGGAGCUGCUGGUGUAGGAGCCGGUUUCUACGUAAAUACUCAUUUGGAUGAUUUCCCGGGAGUGAAAAAGUUAGUCGGAAAGAUGGACGAAACGCAGUUGUCAUCAGCAAGUAGUGCGAAGACCUUAGUGAAAUCAGUACAUGUUCCCGAGGCGGGGAAUCCCCCUGUUGUUGUGGAGAAACCAAUUCUCGGUCGGCUUGCUGAAAGCGGAGAUGAGGUUAUUAAGGAACCCGCGGUUGUGCAUAAGGAAGUUGCGGAGGAGGGGGCUGAGCAGCAAACAGAUCUGCCAACUGCAGUGGACAGCUCUUCGAAUGAGCCUCUGGAGAGCAACGAUGGUUUUACGCAUGGACAGAUGAAUAUUUUGGCUAAAGACGAUGAAGUGACGAUUGAGCAAAAUGAAGUCUCUGGUGAAGAGGAAAGUCUGCCAGCAGUCAAGGGCUCGGGAGAAGAAGACACGCAGGUGGCGCAGAAUGGAAAUGAUCGAGUAUCAGUUGAGGAGAGGGAAAUCAUCCCGGCUGUCAUCACGCUGGAGGGAGGGCCGCCCGAGAAGGAGGAAGAGGAGGAGGAGGAGGAGCCUGUGGAUCUUGAUACCCGAGAAGGAGUUAUGGAAUUACAGCGACGUCAAUGUCGCGGUCUCUCAGCAGAGGAGUUGAUAAAGAAAAUUGUAGACUUGACUGGUAGGAGAUUCGAUGAGGCGGCGCAGGUGGCGAAAGAGAUAGAAGGAGUAGAAGCUGAAGCGGAGGAGAAGGCUAGAGCUCAUUAUGAGGAGGAGUUGAAUAUUGUCACUGAUCAAAUGGCGGAUAUGAAGUUGGACUACUUGGAGAGGAUAGACUCUAUUAUGGCUGAUCAUGCGGGCGAUAUUGCUAGUAUUAAGGGAGAAGUUGCAGCGUUGGAAGUUGCCCUUGACUCUAUCAACGAAGAUAAGGAAGCCGCUAUGCAUGUUGCUUUCGAUAGUCAAACGGCUCUGUCCUUGUCGAUGGAUCUAAUGCAUGAUGAGGGCGAUGUUCGCGGCGUCAUCGAAGAACUUACCAAGUUGCCUUCUAUUCGUCCCGAGACCCACAAGGCUGUUCUGGGCACACUUCCUUCGCCGUUGCCUCCUGUUUAUAGCGCUGGGGUGCUCAAGGUCCGCUUCGAGCGACAGCUUCCUCGUAUGGUGACCUCGGCGUUCAUGCCAGAGAAGAGCAGUAUGAUGGGAACUGUCAUGGCUCGUAUUUUCGCCUCCCUCUACCGGUUGGAUCGGAACGAUGCUGAUGAGUUGAGGGCAGAGGGAGCGCAAGAUGCUCCCGAGGAGUUUUAUCGCUCGUCUCUCUUGCCUUUCACAGACCCUACAUCAAAGAACCUCAAUAGCAUAACACGGGCGGCUCGAUGCAUGGAUAGAGGCGACCUGGUCGGUGCCGUUCGUCAUUUGAGAGCUACGAGCGGGAAAGCUCGAGAAACAAUUGAUGAAUGGCUGAGCGAGGCGGUUACCACGUUGGAAGUCUGGCAAGCCGUGGAUGUCAUCCGAGGCGAUUUCGAUUCAGUAAUUGCGAGUCAUCUGUGA